This is a messenger RNA of Lathyrus sativus (Indian pea), 5421 nucleotides long. The record is from the annotation of a GenBank genome assembly. NCBI's taxonomy places the organism in Eukaryota, Viridiplantae, Streptophyta, Magnoliopsida, Fabales, Fabaceae.
AUGGCGAUGGCUGAAUUAGGGCAACAGACGGUGCCGUUGUCCACCCUAGUUUCUCGCACCGGUCAAGAUUCCUACAACUCUCUGAAGGAGCUUGUUGAUAAAUGUAGGUCCACCGAUUCUUCUGAUACUGAUAAGAAGAUUAGCAUGCUGAAAUUUCUUAACAAGACUCGGCAGAGGAUGAUCCGACUCAAUGUCCUUGCGAAAUGGUGCCAACAGGUUCCGUUGAUACAGCACUGUCAGCAACUGUCUUCGACUGUUUCGAAUCACGAUAUGUGUUUUACUCAGGCUGCGGAUUCUUUGUUUUUCAUGCACGAGGGGCUUCAGCUAGCUCGGGCACCGGUUUAUGAUGUUCCGACUGCUAUUGAAAUUCUCCUUACGGGGAGUUACGAGCGUUUGCCGAAGUGUAUUGAAGAUGUUGGUUCUCAGUAUGCGUUGACUGAAGAUAAGCAAAAGCCUGCUUUGAAGAAGUUGGACAUGCUUGUUCGGUCUAAGUUGCUUGAAGUUUCUCUUCCCAAAGAAAUUUCUGGUAUUAAAGUUUCUGAUGGUACUGCAAUGGUUAGGGUGGAUGGAGAAUUUCAGGUUUUAUUGACACUUGGGUACCGAGGACACAUGUCCUUGUGGAGAAUUUUGCAUUUGGAGCUGCUUGUUGGUGAAAAAAAUAAGCCUGUGAAACUGGAAGAACUGCGGCGAUAUGUGCUUGGAGAUGAUCUAGAGAGACGAAUGGCAGCGGCUGAAAACCCAUUUUCGAUAUUGUACUCGAUUCUUCACGAGCUGUGUGUUGCACUUGUUAUGGACACAGUAAUAAGGCAAGUGCAAUCCCUUCGACAUGGAAGAUGGAAAGAUGCCAUUCGGUUUGAGCUCAUAUCUGACGGCGGCACUGGUCAUGGGGCAAGUUCAAGCUCUGUGCAGAACGCUGAUGGGGAAUCCGAGUCAUCUGGUCUACGUACUCCGGGGUUAAAAAUUAUAUACUGGUUAGAUUUUGAUAAAAAUGCUGGUAUGUCUGAUUCAGGUACCUGCCCAUUUAUAAAAAUUGAACCUGGAUCAGACCUUCAGAUAAAGUGCACCCACAGUAACUUUGUCAUAGAUCCGUUAACCAGCAAGGAGGCAGAAUUUUUCUUAGACCAGAGUUGCAUUGAUGUUGAGGGGUUGUUGUUAAGAGCUAUUUGUUGCAAUAGGUAUACUCGGCUGCUGGAAAUUAAAAGAGAACUGGUAAAAAAGGUCCAGGUCUGUAGAACAGCAGAUGAUGUUGUGCUCCAGUCUCAUAUGGGUGAACCUGAUAUUGAAUACAAGCAGAAGGAAGAUAUGGGAUGCGCUAAGGAUUCUGAAGGGCACGAGGUACUUCGCGUGCGUGCUCACGGCUCCUCUUUUUUUACUCUUGGAAUUAGUAUCAGGAAUGGCCGAUUCCUUCUGCAAUCAUCACAAAGUAUAGUUGUCUCUUCUGCCUUGUUAGAAUGUGAAGAAGCUUUAAAUCAGGGAUCUAUGACUGCCGCCGAGGUCUUUUUAAGUUUGAGAAGCAAAAGUAUGUUGCACUUAUUUGCAUCUAUUGGAAGGGUCUUGGGCCUUGAGGUAUAUGAGCAUGGAUUGAAUACAGUCAAAAUACCCAAAACCUUUUUGAAUGGUUCAGCUAUGCUAAUGAUGGGGUUUCCAGACUGCGGAAGCUCUUACUUCCUGCUCAUGCAACUCGAUAAAGAUUUUAAAUCCUUGUUUAAGCUGUUAGAAACUCAACCAGAUCCAUCUGGAAAGGACAAUUUAUUUGGCGACCUUAAUCAGGUUCUGCGGUUCAAGAAAAUUGAUAUAGAACAAAUGCAGGUGCUUGAAGAUGAAAUGAAUUUAAGCAUGGGGGACCGGGAAAAGUUACAUUCCAUUUUUCCCAAUGCUGCUUGUCCAAAUCAAACGUCUGGACAUGAAAUUUAUUCUGAUAUCUUCCUUGAGAAUUCUACACACAUUGCUAGAGACCAUCACCCAUCAGUUUUUUCUUUAACGGUUGAUGAAGUUUUUGGACUAGAGAAAGUAUCUUCUGCACCUCCAUUUCCUGUUCAAAAUCUUUCUUCACCAUUGAAUACAUCUCUUCCUUCUCAUUAUGGUUCUCUCCCAAUGAAUAGUCAUAGUUUAAAGACUGGAAUCCCAUCUUCAAAGUGGGAAGGGGGCAUGCAGAUAUCACAGGCUAGUAAUAAUAACGUAACUACUCACUAUAAUGGUUCCUUGUUCUCAGCAAACAGUGUGAAGGGUCCAGUUCAAUCCAGUUCUGUUGGCUCAGUUCCCACUGGACAAGGGAGGAGCACUGUUGGGAUACAGUUAUCUGCCUCAAAAUCUGAGCAGGAUUUGACUUCUGUUAAAUCUCCGCAUUCAGUGGACAUUACUUCCUCUACUGCAAUGGAUGAAGAUACUGCUAAUGAUGCUUUAUCUGGAAGUCGUUCAUCUCUAGUAUCUCCUCCCCGGCCUCCUAUCUCUCGAAUAUCUGCACCUAGUUCCAGACCUAAUGUACCACCAGUUGAAUCGUUCAAGACUGCUGGAUUUAGUUCAUGUGAUAUGACUGCCGUGUCCCAGGGCAUGGAAUGUGCAGUUAAUUUUAGCACUAGUGAGGAUGGUAUAUCUGAACAUGAUAAAAAAUCUCGUAAGCGAACAACAUCAGAUAUGUUGAGUUUGAUUCCAUCUCUUCAAGGUGUUGUCAAACAUCAAGGAAUCUGCAAGAGACGAAAGAUUUCAGAUUCACGUGGCUCUCAAUUGUCUUUGCCACACAGCAGUAUAACCCCAGAAGUGAUUCCUAAAGCUGAAGCGUGCAGUUACGGAAGUUUAAUUACAGAAGCAAAUAAAGGAAAUGCUCCAUCUAGCAUUUAUGUAGCGGCCCUUCUUCACGUGGUCAGGCAUAGUUCACUUUGCAUUAAACAUGCUAGGCUAACCAGCCAGAUGGAUGCCUUAGAGAUACCAUAUGUUGAAGAAGCAGGUUUUCGAAGUGCUUCCUCUAACAUUUGGUUUCGACUUCCAUCUGCAAGAGGUGAUUCAUGGCAACAUAUUUGCUUGCGACUUGGCAGACCUGGUUGUAUGUACUGGGAUGUUAAAAUAAAUGACCAGCACUUCAGGGAUUUAUGGGAGCUUCAGAAAGGGAGCAGUAAUACACCAUGGGGUUCUGGUGUUCGAAUUGCUAAUACAUCUGAUAUAGAUUCACAUAUACAUUAUGAUCCAGAUGGUGUUGUUUUGAGCUAUCAAUCUGUUGAGGAAGAUAGCAUAAAGAAAUUAGUGGCUGAUAUCCAAAGGCUAGCCGAUGCAAGAACAUUUUCCAUUGGCAUGCGAAAGUUGCUUGGUGUAAGAGCAGAUGAGAAACUGGAAGAGUUCCUUACAAAUAAUGAUGUCAAAAUAUCUGGUGGCAAGAUGGCUUCAGAUACUGCAGACAAACUAUCGGAACAGAUGAGAAGGGCAUUCAGAAUUGAGGCAGUUGGGCUGUUGAGCUUGUGGUUUAGCUUUGGUUCAAGUGUCCUUGCUCGUUUUGUUGUUGAGUGGGAAUCCGGUAAAGAGGGUUGCACAAUGCAUGUAUCUCCUGAUCAACUUUGGCCUCAUACCAAGUUUCUAGAAGACUUCAUAAAUGGAGCUGAAGUUUCGUCGCUUCUGGAUUGCAUUCGGCUGACUGCUGGGCCGUUGCAUGCUCUCGCAGCGGCAACCAGGCCAGCACGGGCUGGUCCUAUUCCGGGUGUUGCAGCCGCUUUAUCUUCUUUCCCUAAACAGGCCAGUUAUAUAUCCUCACAAGGACUUCUGCUUGGUAGUUCAACAUCAACCGCUAAUGUUGGUCAGCCUGCUUCUGGUCUUGGAGCAAAUACCGGUGUGUCUAAUGCUACUGCUGGUAUCUCUAACCAAACUCUUUCAAUGUUAGCUGCUGCUGGCCGUGGUAGCCCAGGCAUUGUUCCAAGUUCACUUUUGCCCUUUGAUGUCUCUGUUGUGCUCCGUGGUCCUUAUUGGAUACGAAUCAUGUACCGAAAACAGUUUGCAGUUGACAUGCGUUGCUUUGCAGGAGAUCAGGUGUGGUUGCAGCCUGCCACACCUCCUAAAGAGGGUCGUCCUUCUGGAGCGUCAUUACCAUGCCCCCAAUUUCGGCCUUUUAUCAUGGAACAUGUGGCCCAGGAAUUAAAUGGAUUAGAUCCUAGUUUUACUGGACAACAGGUCGGUGGGCUGACAAGUUCAAACAGUACUAACCCAAAUUCAGGGACCCAAUUGAUGGGUGCAAAUGGAAACAGAAUAAACUCUGCUGCAAUGUCUAGGACAGGAAACCAAGUAGCUAGUUUAAACCGUGUGGGAAAUGCUUUGGCAGGGUCAUCAAACUUAGCUUUGAUGACAUCGGCAGUACCUCCUCGAAGGCCACCUGGAACAGUUGUCCCAGCACAUGUUAGGGGUGAAUUGAACACAGCCAUUAUUGGUCUUGGUGACGACGGAGGAUAUGGAGGUGGUUGGGUUCCUCUUGUUGCCCUUAAAAAGGUUUUGAGAGGCAUUCUCAAGUAUCUUGGAGUGCUAUGGCUAUUUGCCCAGUUACCAGAUCUUCUGAAAGAGAUCCUAGGAUCCAUCUUGAAGGAAAAUGAAGGUGCCCUUUUGAACUUGGACCCUGAGCAGCCUGCAUUGCGAUUUUUUGUUGGGGGAUAUGUAUUUGCUGUUAGUGUCCACAGAGUUCAGCUUCUUCUACAGGUGUUAAGCGUAAAACGAUUUCACCACCAACAGCAGCAGCAGCAACAAAACUCCAGUCCUGCACCAGAGGAACUGAGUCCAUCUGAAAUAAGUGAAAUAUGUGACUACUUCAGCCGUCGGGUGGCAUCCGAGCCCUAUGAUGCUUCUCGUGUUGCUUCAUUCAUAACCAUGCUCACCUUACCUAUACCAGUUUUGAGAGAAUUCUUGAAGUUAAUUGCUUGGAAGAAGGGAUUAGCUCAGGCACAAGUUGGAGAUGUCGUUUCAGCUCAAAAACCACGAAUUGAAUUAUGUCUUGAAAAUCAUGUUGGGUUGAACGGGGAUGAAAACGCAGAUAGCUCAUCUGCAUUUAGAAGUAACAUCCAUUAUGAUCGUCUGCACAAUUCAGUUGAUUUUGCACUUACUGUUGUUCUAGAUUCUGCUCACAUCCCACACGUCAAUGCUGCUGGUGGUGCUGCUUGGUUGCCUUACUGUGUUUCUGUAAGGUUGAGAUAUUCAUUCAGUGAAAGUGUUAAUGUAUCCUUUCUCGGCAUGAGUGGUAGCCAUGGUGGGAGGGCAUGUUGGUCGCGUGUUGAUGAUUGGGAGAAAUGCAAACAGAGGGUGGCACAAACAGUGCAGGUUAGUGCGAGCUCAGCAGCCGAUGUAAGUCAAGGUAGGUUGAAAUUAGUUGCAGAUAGUGUGCAAAGAAAUUUGCAUAUGUGUAUUCAAGGGCUUAGAGAUGGUAGUGGGGUCACAUCCAGCUCUGGAGCAACAUGA